AUGCAAAGUCAAAAAACUACAACUGGCCUCCAUGUGAUACGUGAUGCUAUUCGACAAAGAUUAAGAGGCGUUUGGGCCCCACAACAGUCAAGAAAGCUGGCAGAAAAGUUAAAAAGUGGGCCUCGCAUGGUCACCUCCUCUUUGAAAUACCAGAACCUGAUCACUACCGUUGACCACCUGUCGACGGUCGGAAACAACAGCAGCUCCAGCGCAAAACGCCAUCACCGCCGAGACGCCACCAACAUAAAAUGCACCCAAAGCGCCACCGGGAACAACAACUAUCACCCUUACCACGGUGACCCACAAACCAUUCGUUGA
Lactuca virosa is the source of this 318-nucleotide messenger RNA. The record is from the annotation of a GenBank genome assembly. Lineage: Eukaryota; Viridiplantae; Streptophyta; Magnoliopsida; Asterales; Asteraceae.